Messenger RNA from Microdochium trichocladiopsis, 3145 nucleotides. Its product is annotated as fungal-specific transcription factor domain-containing protein. Bases 276 to 2816 code for a protein of 846 amino acids. Gene Ontology annotation, molecular function: zinc ion binding; DNA-binding transcription factor activity, RNA polymerase II-specific. NCBI's taxonomy places the organism in Eukaryota, Fungi, Ascomycota, Sordariomycetes, Xylariales, Microdochiaceae. Gene Ontology annotation, biological process: regulation of DNA-templated transcription. The transcript is spliced from 2 exons. The record is from RefSeq and is a predicted model, not a curated record.
AGAUCCAGUGAUGCCAUUGUGCUUCUCGCCAUCGUCUAACACCUCUUACAGCCUGCUGUCUCUUCCCAUAUAACCGCAGCCACUUAUCAACUCAUCAACAACAAUCUGUUACACGUCUUGGUCAACGCCACAUCCAGGCUUGUUAUACCUGUCAGGAGUCCACCACGCGAGGCACAGCUUACUUCAGAGCUCGUUACCUCCCUCCCACUCCUUCCUGUGGCAAAUUCACAACCACAAACAGCAAAAUCUCAGAUCAUAACCACACAGCCGCCGACAUGACGACAGUAUCACCACCACAGGCCAUACCGGCCAACAAGGACCUCCAGGCUGCCCGCAAGCGGCGGAGAAGGGCUCCCGCUGGCGGUGCUGCCGACGACUGCUUUGCCUGCGUCAAGACUGGUGCCAAGUGUGACCGGAGGCGUCCCUACUGCUCCCAGUGCCUAGAGUUUGGCAACGAGUGCUCCGGCUACAAGACUCAGCUCACAUGGGGAGUCGGCGUCGCCUCUCGCGGCAAGCUUCGUGGUCUUUCACUUCCCAUCGCAAAGGCACCCCCGGUCCAGCCCGUUCCCAAGAAGGCUUCCAUGCGUGCUCGGGCGAGCUCAAAUGCCACCAGCCAGUGGAGCAACGACUCUGGAGACCGCAGCCCAAAGAGCAUCCGCCGGGAUAGUGUCGAGGUCAGGACCUCACACCUGUCUGCCUCCGUGCCCACCACCCCUUACCAGCAGUUUGGCGAGUACCCCAGGUUUCCUCUGCCCACGGAGCACGCCCCAGUCUCGACGCAGGCGCAGUGGGCGAGCCUCCCCGCCUUCACGGAUCAUUACAACCCGGAGCCCCCGAGGUUCCACAAGAUCAACACAGCCAUGAGCCACUUCUCCAUGAUGGGUGAGCCCAUGUCGGCAUCGGUCGAGUCCCUGAGCGACGUCGAAUACACCAUGUCGCCCAUGGCCCACACCUUUCCCUCGCGUGAGGAGCAACACUUCAUGAGCAGCCCAACCAUCAUCUACGAAGGCUAUGCCACUCACAGCUCCCCGCCGCCGCCGCACAGCCCGGCCUCGGCCAUCAUGAUCAACAACCAACGCUCGGCUGCUCCGUCUUGUCCCAGCCUGGUGUACGCGCCCUCCGAGCACGGCUCCAGCCUCAGCUCGCACCACGACGCCGCCUUUGAUGCCCACAUGGCUCACAGGCUGAUGGCCGACAAUGACACACUGAGUGUUCCUGAGCUGGACUCCUACAGCACAAGUCCUCACUCCAGCGUCAGCGGAUACUGGCCGCCCUCAUCUAUGCGCGAGGAGACCAAACCCCUUCGCCCCCUCGAGCAUAUGCAAGCCCACUCAGCCCUGCCCCUGGAGACCAGCAACCUGCAGGUCAGCCCGGAUCUCAUCGCGAAGAUCCCCUUCUUCCUCGACUACUAUGAGAAGACCAUGUGCCCGUCCAUGGUCCUUAUUGAUGGCCCCACAAACCCGUACCGCAACCACAUCCUGCAGCUGGCUUCGAGCUCGAGGAGUCUGCAGCACGCCAUCUGUGCCCUGGCCGCCUGCAACUUGAGGAUGAAGCGGAGACUCAGCCUUGGCCAGCACUCUCGGGAGUUCUCCUUGGCCGAGAUUGGCAACGGUGACUUGGCUGCUGGUGAUGACCCAUCGCUGUCCGAGGAGCUUCAGCACCGUAACCUGGCCAUCGCUCUGCUCAAUGAGCAGCUCAACGAUCCCGCCAAGGCGUCACACGACUCCGUCCUGGCCACCAUUCUGCUCCUGUGCCACUACAGAAUGGUCGAGUCUGGUAUUGCCAAGUUCCACACUCAGUUUGCUGGUGUCAAGAAGAUCCUCAGCAUGCGCGGCCACGGCUCGAGCUCCUCCGCCUGGAUGGAGGCUGUUUUCACCUACUUUGACUCGAUCUCGGCGAGCAUCAACGACCGUGAGGCACAGCUCAGCCAUGGUUUCUUUGGUCUCUCGCUCGAUGCCCCCUUGAUUCCUGCCGGAGCCGAGAACUGGGUCGGGUGCGACCACGAGCUGUUCAAGACCAUUGGCAAGCUUGGCCGCCUCAACCUUCUCUCUCAACACCGCCCCGUGCAGAGCCCUAUGGACUUCGCGGGCCUGAGGUCCACAUCGCCGAUCGGCUCCCCACUUGGACAGUCAUUCAAGGCCCCUGUUGGCGAUUUCUUCAGCAUUCCGACAGGCCGCUUUGAUGGCAAUGGCUUCAGCACCCAGCUCAACAGCGAGCAGAUGCUGUCCUCGAGCGUGGGGUCUUCGCCUGACUACGACGAUCUCCGCUCCAACUUUUGGCGUGAGUGGAAGGAGGCCCGCACUGCCCUCCAGAGCUGGGAGUUUGAUGCCCAGCGAGUUGCUGCCUCUCUCCCUGAGCCCGCGACACCUAGCACUCUCCGUGACCUUGGUCACCUCUCGGAGGCCUUCCGCUACGCUGCGCUUCUCUACACCGAGCGUCUUGCCUCGCCCCAUGUGCCGUCGAGCCACAACACAUUCCGCAACCUUGUCAGCCAGGUUGUGUACUACGCUACUUCGCUCGAAGCUGGCAGCAGCGCCGAGAAGUUCCUGCUCUGGCCCAUGUUCGUUGCUGGCAGUGAGUGUGUCAACGAGCUCCAGCAGAACAUUGUCCGCAACAAGUGCCGAGACAUCAUGGCUCGUAGUGGCUACAUGAACAACCUCUCUGCCAUUGAGGUCCUCGAACGUCUCUGGGCGGGCGAGUUCCUGCGCCCGAGCGAAAUGGCUCCGGGUGCGCAUAUCGGACCGACCCGCGGUCCUUUCAGCUGGACUAGAUGUCUUGGCGGACGCGGCCCCGACGUCGAGUGGAUCAUGUUCUGAGAAGAGCAUUGCUCGCGCUCAACUUACGUUGACUGUUACGAUCUUGCGCUUUUUUUUUCUCUUUCUUUUUCAUGUUUUGGGUUACACCAAAAGUACCUUGUAUUCAAAAGGGUCGAGCAUGGCGGGUCAUCACUUUACAUUCUGGGCUGGGCAUAAAUGAAGACAUGAUAUUUGGGCUUGGGAGCAUUGUUAAUGGCAGGAGCAUGGCGCACAAACUGGGCAUGCUUGACGAGAACAAAAUCUUGUAUAAUUAGCAGCGAGCGCUGGCUUAUGGUUUUUUUGGUCGGGCAGACCAAGCAACGAAACAAUACAUGAUCACUUUGACAACA